AUGGACGGAGGAGCAGGGGGAGGAAGUGAUGGAGGAGAGAAGGAGGAGGAGGCAGAGAAAAACAUGGAAGUGUGUUCAGCUGAGGAUGAAGGAGCUCCUGAGCAGAAGCGCCACCUGCUGCUCAGCUCUGCUCUUCUUCUCUGCUCUUUUUCAGGCAUCAGGAAGUACGGGCGGGACUUCCAGGCCAUCUCAGACGUGAUCGGGAACAAGUCGGUGGUCCAGGUGAAGAACUUCCUGGUGAACUACAGGCGGAGGUUCAACCUGGACGAGGUUCUUCAGGAGUGGGAGGCGGAGCAGGAGAUGGACGGAGGAGCAGGGGGAGGAAGUGAUGGAGGAGAGAAGGAGGAGGAGGCAGAGAAAAACAUGGAAGUGUGUUCAGCUGAGGAUGAAGGAGCUCCUGAGCAGAAGGACUCAAAUCUUCCGGUGCAUUCUGACAAAACUCUGGCCGACUGAGACCAGCCUAACGCUGAGAGGUGUUUCAUUAAACUUUAUUUUUCACUCUACUGGUCAGGUGGGAGGGGUCACCUGUCAUCGCUGCUCUCUGAACCAAUCAGAUUACGACCCUUCGAAGUGUAGAAACAUUCAUUUUUUGCCACAUUUGUCUUUUUUUAAUUCUGUUUUUUGAAUUGUUUAAGUCUUUGUUUACAUUUCUCAGAGAACUGAGGUGUAGAAAUGUAGGGUUC
Molecule: messenger RNA, 683 nt
Organism: Austrofundulus limnaeus
Lineage: Eukaryota; Metazoa; Chordata; Actinopteri; Cyprinodontiformes; Rivulidae
Product: REST corepressor 1
Exons: 4
Coding region: 1-453 (150 amino acids)
Source: RefSeq, a predicted model, not a curated record